AUGACUUCAGUGCCCAUACGGGCACUCAAUGCGUUGUGUAGCGAAACAUCACGCAAUAUUCAAGAAUGGCUUGCGGAAUUGACGGUAGCCAACGAACCGGAAUGUAUCUUCAUUUUAUAUGCGAAAUCAUUUUUGGAUCAUACCGAGCAACAACAUUUAUCAAUGAUAUCAAAUCAUUGCGAGGAACAAAUUAAACAAAUUCAUUCAGACAGUGCAAGUUCGCCAGCACCAGCAAAGCCAAAACGAUGCAUUGCUCGGAUGAUGUCUUCAUCUUCGGAAAAUGUUAUGACCGCUUCAACACCAGUACCGCUUGCGAAUAAUAUGAAAUAUCGUACCACCGUAUGUUAUCAACUUGAUGGAACAAAAUAUAAUCCAGCACCAAUAUCAGCAGUUAUACGUGUGAAAUCCUGCAACGAUUUUGAUAGCAAUAAAACGGAUAAAGUGAAAUCAGAAUAUAAUUCGGUUACCAAUGAAAGAUUAGCUAUGAAAUUUUCCGCAUUACCGUCACAUAGUGCAAGAACGAGCUUUUCUCUGAUAAAUCGAUCACUUGCACCGAAAAUUUCUACCAAAGGAUACGGUUAUCGAUAUAGAUUACGUCGUAAAUCACAAAAAUCGUACCGAUCAUUGCUUCAACAGCAGCAAAAACAGGAUAAAAACGAAACAGUUAAAACUGAUCGGAAACCGAAUGAUGAAAUGACAAUGGUUACUGACAGAACAAUGAUUGCCAACGAUUCGAAUUUUAAUACUUCGCUUUAUUUACCUGCUGAAUCGUCAUCAUUGAAAGUUGAUACUGAUCAAUGGAUAGCAAAACAGAAUUAUCAAUCCGUAUCUGUUGCAAGUGAACGUAAUCUAACUUGUUCAAAAAAUCAAUUGAGUUCAUCCAAUCAAUCGUCAUUGCACAACAUGGAUACUAAUAAUAAUUCGGAGAACUGCGAAACGGUGCAUACGAAGCAAUUAAAUUCUUCCCGGAAGAACAACAACAAUGAAUCAGGAAAUUUUUCCAGCAUUCAAAAAACUGAUUCGCAUUCGUCAAUUAUAUCAUCUGUAAAAUUUAGAAAGCUACCGAAAGCAACGCAGAGAAAAAUGAAACCAGACAAGAAAUCUGAUCCUGUGGAUAAUUGUGAUCGAAAUCAGCUUUCUGACAAUCAUUGGAUUAAGGUAUCGCAGAAAACAACAAAUCAUGAGCAGUUACAAAUUUUUCGCGUCAAUGGCAAAACAAUAUUACAGGCACUUGUUGAUGCACCAUCAAGUUCACAAAAAUCGACUUCAAACAUUUCGAGAUAUUCUAGUUAUAACCCUGAUAAUGAUAUAAUUGAAUCAACCUCAACCGGAGGAACAACACCAGUACCGUUUGAAUCGAUGGAUUCAAGUACUAAUAAUAGCACAGAUUUAGAGCAAGGGUCAACCGAAUUAAACUUCCAAAAUUGUUUGUCGAAGGAUUUGUUCGAUUGUAAUAAAAUUUUACCAGCUUAUGCUCGAAUAGCCAAUACGAUUGAUCACGUGUUACGUGUAUGUAGCACAUUUCAUACAGCACUAAACGAUGAUACUAAUGAGAAAUGGACGAGUGAUCUAAUAUGUGAGGCAAAAGUAUUUAUUAUAACAGUUCAAUGCUCACCGUGUUUUACAUUUCUUUCUGCACAUGAUAUAGCAACAGUAAAACGAAUGAUUUUCGACUUGGAAUCGGAGCAGAAUUGUACAGAAAGGCCCGUUAGUGCGUCUAAUUUCCUGAUUGUUCUAUUACGGAAGAUAAUUCAUGAAAUGCUAAUCAUUUUUGCAAAGAUAAUAUCAGAAUAUCUGGCGGAAUGUACCAAUCAUGAUCGAUUAUUGAUCAUUGCGCUUGAACAACUCAUACACUUGAUGCUUUUUGGCGAUGAAAUUUGUCAUGUUAUUAUGCAGUAUGGUGGUUUGGAUUCGUUGUUGUAUUUUUGUGAAGUACCAUCAGUUUCAAAUGGUACCCUUCGGUUGCUACUCCGAGCUCUAGCUAUCUUAUGCGGUAACUAUCGAGGUGCAUUGAAACUUUUAGCGCUUAAUAAAUUUGAGUUAAUUAUUCAAUUGCUAUUUACCUCAACGAUAGCUUGCUCAGCAGAAGCAGCCGGUAUAUUAACGCAACUAACAAAUCCUAAUCAAAAUUAUGUUCGACUUGGUAGUAUGUUGCCAAGAGUUGUGAUACGAAUUCUUGAAAUUGUUGAUAAAAGUAAAGUGGCGGAUUCAUUAUUGUUGGCAUUAGCAGCAUUAGCAAAUAUAACUGUGCAAGAAACCGGAACGAUUGAUAUCCUCUACGAGCAUAAUGCUAUCAAACGUUUUGUUCAAGCAUAUAAACGGCCAAAAUGUCGCAAUGCAUUUAUUGAAGAACAGUUGUUGACAAUUUUUAUCAGUCUUGCAAAUGGUGCUUAUAUUGAAGCAUUAAUUGGACAAGGCGCAGUUGACCUUUUGCUUUCGUUGUUGAGAACACACGGUGGAACAAAUGUCAACUAUUGCAGAAGGAUUCAGAUACGAACCACACAAUGCUUGCGAACGAUAGCUAAUCACGGAAUUGGCCUUAAGGCUAUACAUGAAAUGAAUGGUUAUGCGGUGAUAUCGAAGAUAAUAAGAAAUAAUAAUGCACCAACUGAUGUAAAAAGUAAUUUAUGGUGGAUAACCGAACAACUGGAGGAAAAGUAUCAAUUAGAAAGUGCUGUGUAG
Messenger RNA from Cercopithifilaria johnstoni, 2682 nucleotides. Lineage: Eukaryota; Metazoa; Nematoda; Chromadorea; Rhabditida; Onchocercidae. The record is from the annotation of a GenBank genome assembly.